Molecule: messenger RNA, 737 nt
Organism: Strongylus vulgaris
Lineage: Eukaryota; Metazoa; Nematoda; Chromadorea; Rhabditida; Strongylidae
Source: the annotation of a GenBank genome assembly
UUGUACUUUUACAGAACUUCUGAAAAAUUCUAUUUAGGUUGGGAUCUUUGGUUUAUUAUCAAAUGCGGUCGCAAUGAUUACGGUUCGGAAAAAUCCUGUUCUACGAAAUGGUUUCGGAAUGCUUUGUUUCUCUCACUGUACAGCAAAUUUUGGUGUGAUGCUUGUAUUCGUCCUAUGGGUGACGCCUAUGACAUUUUUACGGCUGCCUCUUCUAGGCGAAGUGAAUUAUCCUCUCAACUGGUUGGGAAAAUCCUAGGUCAGAUAAAUAUAAUGUUUUGGGACGUUUGUGUCUAUUCACAUCUAUUAAUCUCCGUUAAUCGUAUAGUGGCUAUAACUUUACCUCGUCAAGCAUCUAAUCUUUUCAACUUCAAAAGGACAUUAUGCUUAAUGAUGCUCGUUUGGUUUAUUGGCUUCUGCCAUAUUAUACCGUACUUCUGGUGGAAUAGCUGCUAUAUACGGUAUAAUGCCACGCAAUGGGUAUUUGAAUUUGCUAAUACUCAAUGUGGUUUCGUUAUUUCGACAUAUACGGAUAACUAUACUAGCACUGCUGUUACAGCUGUUAUAAUUAUACUGGACUGUACUACCCUAGUAAAGCUGAGAAAUACCAACAAGGCGAUCAAAUCUGGGCAAAUGGGCAGCGUAAAACAUGAGAUCACAGUCUAUGUGUCCGCAUAUGGCAUAUGGAAUGACUACACAUGUCCGCAGUUUGUGCAAUUUUUCGUGCAAGUUGUUUAACU